CUCAAAACCAGCCGAACGGUUACCAUAAAAUGUAGUGCUAACCUGAACUAUAUAUGCUUAAUUAGACAGGUUAGCCGAAGCAGCUGAAAUGUGAAACCGAAUUGCUAACCUACAUACAUACUAUAUAUAUAUGUAUGGCUAGGAAAUCUGCAGCCUUGGAAGUGGUCCAUGUGAAAGGGUAAGCAAUUAGCUUAAUUUAAGCUAGCGUUUCGAAUGAUGACGACGAGGUACAAAAUUAGUAUGCCCAAACAGUACUCUUCCCGAGGACUAAUAAGCAACAGCCGAUAUUGCUCCGUCACUGCGUUGAUCUUUUUUGUCUUCUUCCUCCUCUUCGGCUUCCUACUCUUUGUUGGUUUUCUCAACUUGUCCGGCGUCGUGUCCAUCUCACAAGUGAAAACCAGCAGCCGGAGCCGGCAGGAGGAGUUCCUCCUCCGAUGCCCAUCUCCUGGGACACCAACGACGACGACGACUGCCCACUACCCGACAAGGCAGAAUAGGGCAACGCAGGCGUGGAACAGGAGCUGCCCGUCCUACUUCCGGUGGAUCCACGAGGACCUCCGGCACUGGAAGGAGAGCGGAAUCACGAGGGAGAUGGUGGAACGCGGGCGGAGGAAGGCGGAUUUCCGGCUGGUGAUCGUGGGCGGGAGGGUGUACGUGGACAAGUACCGGCCGGCGAUUCAGACCAGAGACGUGUACACCCAGUGGGGGAUCCUCCAGCUACUGCGGCUGUACCCGGGCAGGCUGCCCGAUCUCGAGCUCUUGUUCGACUGCGAUGACCGCCCCAGGGUCCUCGCUAAGGAGUUCCCGCGCCCCAAUUCCGGACCGCCGCCGCUCUUCCGCUACUGUUCUGAUGGAGCCAGCUUGGACCUUGUGUUUCCGGACUGGUCAUUUUGGGGAUGGGCGGAAACCAACAUAAGGCCAUGGAAGAAUGUGUUGGAGGACAUCAAACAAGGAAACAAAAGAAGGAAAUGGAAGGACAGAGAGCCUUACGCUUAUUGGAGAGGAAAUCCAAAUGUGGCCCCCACUAGAGGGGACCUUCUCAAGUGUAACUUGAGUGACAACUAUGAUUGGAACGCUCGCUUGUAUACUCAGGACUGGAAGGAAGAAUUCAAAGAGGGCCCCAAGCAGUCAAGACUUGAAGAACAGUGUACCCACAAUAGAGGGAUGUCCCCAUUGCAGCACUAUUGGCCUAUUCGUGAGAACACCAAGUGUUCUUCUCUUAAAUAUGCCGUAGAGUGGGGCAAUAACCAUAGUGAAGAGGCAGAAGCUAUCGGGGAAGCAGGGAGCAGGUACGUGUUCGAGGAGAUGAAGAUGGAGUUUGUGUACGACUACAUGUUUCAUCUGCUGACUGAAUAUGCCAAGUUGUUGAGGUUUAAGCCGACGGUGCCGCCGGGGGCUGUGGAGGUGUCCCCUGAAACAAUGGCGUGCCACCAAAAUGGGACGUACAGGAUGUUCAUGAUGGAGUCGCUGGUGCGGUUUCCUUCUGAUUCCGUUCCUUGCAACUUGCCACCUGUCUUUGAUCCCAACGAGCUUCGAGACUUUUGGGAUGGGAACCACAAGUCAAUCAAGAGAGUUGAAGCUUUGGAAGAUGAAUACUGGAGAACCCAUCCAAAACCAAAUUUAGGGUCAUAAAUUACCUAUGCUAACCUCUUGAAUCUAAGUUUGAUGUGUGUUACGUUCUCUCAAAUUUCUUUUUACCUCUUUUAGUGAAUUACUGAACUUCUCUUACUUUCUCCUUUAUCCCUAAGCUCCUAUUGUCUUUCCAAUUUGAAGGGAAAAGAUAGUAAUAGGUUUGUUAGGAUGUCUGCCAUGUGAUUUUUUUCAAGAAAAAUGUAGUAGCAUGAUCACGCCUGCAAGAACCUAACAUAUAGUAGUGUGUAUGUUGAUCUAGAUAUGCUUCAUAUCCCCAAUGGUGAACUAUAUUUUCUAGAAUUCUAAUAGCUGACAUACUAUAAUGAAUACGAAAAAUGAGA
Linum trigynum is the source of this 1973-nucleotide messenger RNA. The record is from the annotation of a GenBank genome assembly. Lineage: Eukaryota; Viridiplantae; Streptophyta; Magnoliopsida; Malpighiales; Linaceae.